CUUUCCGCCAUCUUCCAUCUCGCCCUCACGCUGCGACUGAGCCGAGGCUCCUAGGCAAUGUCCCAUCACGACAACGAGAAGGCGUUUCACCUCGCGCCUGGGACGGCGCGCACGGGCUCGAGCACCGGCAGCUACGAUGACAGCGCGCACCACCCCGAACUCCAAAUGCUGCAGCGCCCGUCGGGCCUCAAGGGCUUCUACUACAGCCCUACGACGCAGGUCGUCAUGCUUGGCUUUGUCUGCUUCAUGUGCCCCGGGCUCUUCAACUCUUUGAACGGCCUCGGUGGCGGCGGCCAGCUCAAGGAGACGACGAACGCGAACGCGAACACGGCACUCUAUUCGUCGUUCGCCUUCUUUGCGUUCUUUGCGGGAUCUAUCAACAACGUCCUGGGCUCCAAGAUAACGCUCCUCCUAGGAAGUAUUGGCUAUGCGCUCUACAUUGGUUCCUAUCUGGCGGUCAAUAUCCACCCGAACGCAGACGGGUUCGUUAUCGGCGCAGGGGCCGCCCUGGGCAUUACUGCCGGUCUGCUCUGGACUGCGCAGGGCUCGCUCAUGCUCGCGUACCCGACCGAGACCCAGAAAGGCAAAUUCAUCGCCAUCUUCUGGUCCAUAUUCAACCUCGGAGGUGUCGUCGGCGCCGCAGUGUCCCUCGGGCAGAAUUUCAAGUCUGAGACAAAUUCAGUCGGAAACGGGACCUAUAUUGUAUUCUUGGUGCUCACCGGCAUCGGCGUACUUAUCCCGCUGCUGAUGGUCGACCCGUCCAAGAUGGUCCGCGCGGACGGGACGCGGGUCACGACGCCGAAACACCCGUCGUGGAAGACCGAGUUUUUGGGUCUUUGGGUCGCGCUACGCACCGACCCAUGGAUUGUUCUCCUCUUUCCGAUGUUCUUCGCGAGCAACUGGUUCUAUACUUGGCAGUUCAACGACUACAAUGGCGCGAUAUUCAAUAUCCGCGCACGGUCUUUGAACAACCUCGUCUAUUGGCUCGCACAGAUAGUUGGCUCCGUGAGCAUCGGCUUCCUGCUCGAUCAGCGCAGCCUCAGCCGGCGCUUCCGCGCUUUCUCGGGCUGGUGUGUUCUCUUCGUCAUGGUCUUUGUUGUGCACAUAUGGGCGUACUUCUACCAGCGACAAUAUACCCGCGCGCAAGUCGUCGCGAAUGGAUACCACAAGUAUGACAUCUACGACCAUGGGUACGCCCCGCGGAUAUUGCUAUACAUAUUCUGCGGCCUGCUCGACGCGAUGUGGCAGACCACAGCGUACUGGGUCAUGGGCGCCAUGUCGAAUGACCCGGCGAAGCUUGCGCAUUUCACUGGAUUCUAUAAAUCCAUACAGUCUGCCGGCGCAGCGGGCAUAUGGCGAGCCGACGCCGUCGGGAUACCAUUCAUGAGCAUCUUCAUCUCAACAUGGGUGCUGCUUGUCACAGGCCUGCUCUGUGCCCUGCCCAUGAUACACAUGCGCGUGCAAGAUCACACGGAGGAGGAGGACGACUACAUACACGAGCUCCCCUUGAGAGAUCAGGCGCUAAAGCACGAUAAGUGAGGGCUAUGCUGACACUACAAGGUGGCGAUUCCGUGAGACGACUGCUCCUUUCAUUUAAUUUUGCAAUACCACUCCUUUGUAUCUUCUAGCUGCAUCCUCCACUAUGUCCGAUCACUCAGUGUCGCAGGGCCUCGUUGUAAUAUAUCACGGGAUAAUAUCAGUUUUGCU
This is a messenger RNA of Phanerochaete carnosa HHB-10118-sp, 1707 nucleotides long. RefSeq lists its product as uncharacterized. Lineage: Eukaryota; Fungi; Basidiomycota; Agaricomycetes; Polyporales; Phanerochaetaceae. The record is from RefSeq and is a predicted model, not a curated record. The transcript is spliced from 11 exons. The coding region runs from base 58 to 1539 and encodes 493 amino acids.